Messenger RNA from Penicillium daleae, 3120 nucleotides. RefSeq names its product isoleucine--tRNA ligase ISM1. Gene Ontology annotation, cellular component: cytosol. Gene Ontology annotation, biological process: isoleucyl-tRNA aminoacylation. Gene Ontology annotation, molecular function: isoleucine-tRNA ligase activity; ATP binding; aminoacyl-tRNA deacylase activity. The coding region runs from base 1 to 3120 and encodes 1039 amino acids. The transcript has a single exon. NCBI's taxonomy places the organism in Eukaryota, Fungi, Ascomycota, Eurotiomycetes, Eurotiales, Aspergillaceae. The record is from RefSeq and is a predicted model, not a curated record.
AUGCCCCAAUCUCCAUCUCGACCGUUUCUCCGCGCGAUUCUUCGCAACUCCCGCAACAUCAACUUCCAAAAGGGAGAUGCCGGGAGGAUGCACAAACAGGCGCGGUUGCUCCCGAAGUCCUGGACGUCGACUCUAAAACUCCCCAAGUCGACGUUCCCACCGCGAGUGUCGCCGGCCGACCAGACAAAAUACCUGAAGCGAUGCACCGAUGAGCUCUACGCCUGGCAGCGCCGCGAACGACCGGCCAAUAAACCCUUUGUCCUCCACGAUGGCCCGCCCUACGCGAACGGCGAAUUGCAUAUUGGACAUGCGCUGAACAAGAUCCUAAAGGAUAUCAUCAACCGGGUACAAUUGGGUCGGGGUAAACAAGUGCGGUAUGUGCCAGGAUGGGACUGUCAUGGCUUGCCAAUUGAGCUCAAGGCACUCCAGGGCCUACGUGAGAUGGGAGUCAUGGACGGAUCGGUCAGUCCGGCGGUGAUUCGAAAGUCUGCGCGUCAGCUGGCCCGACAGGCCGUCAAGGAGCAGAUGAAAGGGUUCCGUGGGUUUGGAGUCAUGGCCGACUGGGAGAACCACUGGAAGACGAUGGACAAGCAGUUCGAGAUGCGUCAGCUGAGAAUCUUCCGAGAGAUGGUUGACCAUGGUCUCAUCUAUCGCAAGUUCAAGCCCGUCUACUGGUCGCCCUCUACCGGUACGGCACUAGCAGAGGCUGAGCUGGAAUACAAGGAUGACCACAUUUCCAACGCGGCUCUGGUCAAAUUCCCCCUCGUCGAUAUCCCGCCUCACCUAUCUGCGGACCCAUUGCUCAAGUCGGGUGGUGUGAGUGCGGUUAUCUGGACUACAACACCCUGGACCCUGCCUGCCAAUGCCGCCAUUGCCGUGAAUAAAGACCUGGAGUAUGUGAUUGUGCAGUCCGAGACCCAUGGCAAUCUUCUGAUCGCCCAGUCUCGGUUUGAGUAUCUUGAGAGCGAGCUCAAAGAAGAGCUCUCCGUCAUUGUACCCUCGAUCCUGGGCUCCGAGCUUGCGGAAAAGACCACCUACCGGCCCAUCCUCAAGGGUGCCAAUGCUGACCCUCAGCCAAUUAUCGGUGCGGACUUUGUCACCGCAGACUCCGGCUCUGGACUGGUUCAUUGUGCUCCCGGUCACGGUAUGGAUGACUACGAAGCCUGUCUCGCUCGCGGUAUUCCAGUUUUUGCGCCCGUCAACGAUGAAGGCCGGUUCACCGAAAAGGCCAUGCCACAUGAUCCCUCUCGUCUAGCUGGGAAACCAGUGCUAGGAGAAGGUAAUGAGCUUGUGCUGGCAUACGUCAACUCCCACGGUUAUCUCCUAGCGCGGCACACAUUCGAGCACAAGUACCCUUAUGACUGGCGGUCCAAGCAGCCGAUCAUUAUUCGUGCUACUGAGCAAUGGUUCGCUGAUGUCGCUGACAUCCGCAGUAGCGCACUCAAAGCUCUGGAAGAUGUUCGAUUUGUCCCGGAAGCUGGCAAGCAUCGCCUGAAUAACUUUGUCAAGAACCGCAGCGAAUGGUGUAUCUCUCGUCAGCGCGCGUGGGGUGUGCCUAUCCCUGCUAUCUACCACCGGACAACUGGCGAGGCGGUUUUGACCAAGGAAAGUGUGUCGCAUAUCAUGCAGACCAUUGAAGAGCGUGGCAUCGAUGCUUGGUGGACCGACGAUGCUGACGAUGCCGCUUGGGUGCUUCCCUCUCUGCGGGAUGACCCGGCCGGUUACCGACGAGGCACAGACACGAUGGAUGUGUGGUUCGACAGCGGCACUAGCUGGGCGGAGAUUGACAUCCCUCUUGAGGGCCGUAGUCAUCUUGCCGACGUCUACCUGGAAGGAUCUGACCAACAUCGCGGCUGGUUUCAAUCCGGUCUUCUGACAUACGUCUCCCAUCAGAUCGCUUCGGGCCAGAGCGACUCCUCUCGUGCUCCGUUCCGCAAUCUCAUUACCCAUGGAUUUACUCUUGACGAGCACGGGCGGAAGAUGAGCAAGUCUAUCGGCAACACUAUCGCCCCGCAGGCCAUCAUGGCCGGAACCCUGCUGCCUCCUCUCAAGCCCCGGAAGGGCAAAGGAAAAAAGCAGCCAGAGAACGCAGAGCCCAUUUAUGACGCCCUGGGUCCCGACGCCCUUCGCCUAUGGGCUGCGAGCAGCGACUACACCCGCGAUGUGGUCAUUGGAAAACAGGUCCUUCAAACUGUUCACACCAGUCUUCACAAGUUCCGAGUUACUUUCAAGCUGUUGCUUGGAGCACUGGGUGACUUCCGUCCUGAGUGCGUCGUGCCAUACGAGCAGCUGCAGCAAGUGGAUCGUAUCGCGUUGAAGCACCUCUCCGACAUGGUUCUCACCACGCAAAAGGCCUGCGACAAUUUCGAGUUCUACAAGGCCGUGGCCACGAUGAACCGGUGGGCGAACCUGGAGUUCUCAGCCUUCUACAUGGAAGCAAUCAAGGACCGACUGUAUACCCUGGGCGAGAACAGCACCAGCCGACGUGCCGCCCAAACCACUCUGUACUACAUCUACCACCACCUUCAGGACGUGCUGGGUCCGAUUACACCUCUCCUCGUGGAGGAGACCUGGGACCAUACCCCCGAGGUGAUCCGUUCGCAGAGUGAGCAUCCCCUACGGCGCAUCGCAGCCACCCCGGCAACCGAAUGGCAAGAUCCCGCACUGGAUACCAGCUACCAUGAGGUUGUCGCCGUGCACUCGGUGAUCAAGCAUCUGCAGGAGCAGGCCCGUGAGAAGAAGCAACUUGGCUCAUCUCUGCAAUCGUUCGUGCACCUAGUCCUUCCCCACACUGGCGACAGAAGCAGCACGGUCUUCCACCAGUACCUGUCCGAGCUACCAGACCUAUUCGUGGUCUCGUCUGUCACCCUGGCUGAUCCCAGCGAGGCUCUUCCUGCCGAGAUCGCCCAGGCCAAAUGGCAAUAUGAGGAUGAAUGCGAGCUUCCCGGUGGACAAGAGGGGCGAGUGUACGUCUACGCGCCACAAGCCUCCAAGUGCGCCCGCUGCUGGCGGUAUGCCAUUCCGGAGCCAGUGGCGACGGCUGAGAUCUGUGAUCGGUGUGAUUCAGUGGUUAGCGAGUUGGAGGCAGCUGCUGCCUCCGCCGCAUCGCCUGUUGUCUAG